AAAUGGAUCAGACGGUGGAUGUUUCCCGCCUGCUCCCAUUUCGCGCCAAGAAAGAGAGAAGCAAAACCCUAGCCAUUGAUUUCAAAUACUCUCUCUCUCUCUCUCUCUCUCUCUCUCUCGCUGAAAAUGCAGAGCUCGAAUCGUCUAUCUUUCUUCCAAGAACUCAGAACCAGAGAGCUCCAUGGAUUCAGAGUGCGGAAAAGGCCCUACCUUGGCAACCUAUCGUCGGAUUCCGGCGGCCCCGGGACUGGAGUCGUGAUGAUAGAGCACGACGGUCAUCCCUCUCCCCCAUUGGCGGUUUCUUUCUGCAAGAUGUGUAGAAAUAGUCAUUUUCUUGCUGUUUCGGAUGAGGACGGGUACAUUAGUUUCUAUGACACCCGCUCAAAGCUUCCAUCUUUUGCUUCUUGCCGGCAAAAUGCAGAGGAAGCUCGGGUUUGUGAUUGGGUUGCACACCAUAAUGCCAUUUUCGAUGUCUGCUGGACAAAGGAUGACACUCAAAUUCUGACAGCUUCGGGUGAUCAAACUAUAAAAGUCUGGGAUGCAGAGAAAAAGAUAUGCAUCGGGGUCAUGAUGGAGCACAAAGGCAGUGUGAAAUCAUUGUGUUCGCACCCAUCUAAUCCUGACCUAAUUGUAUCUGGUUCAAGAGAUGGAUCUUUUGCGCUCUGGGACUUGAGAUGCAAAUCUAGUUCCAAAAGUCGAUUUGGUGAACUAUGCUUAAUGCCAACUUCUGUUAUCAAAGGAGCACAUAUUUAUCCCCAAGGAAAGCGAGCUAGGCGUGGGCCUAAAAAGCACCUGAAGGCUGCUAACAUGAGCAUCACAUCAGUUCUUUACCUCAAAGAUGAAAUUUCCAUUGCCAGUGCAGGAGCAGUGGACAGCAUUGUGAAAUUCUGGGACACUCGAAGCCUGAAAGCCCCAGUUAUUCAGACAUGUCCUCACAUUGAGCUAUCUGUUGAAAAGGAAAGAGGGCUGCAUGGGAUAUCUUCCCUAUCCCAAGAUUCAAAUGGUGUAUUUCUUGCUGCUUCUUGCAUGGACAAUAGUAUUUACCUAUAUGAUGUACUACAGCUCGAUAAAGGCCCCUUGAAAACUUUCUCGGGCAGCCAAAUUGAGUCAUUUUAUGUAAAGUCAUCGAUCAGCCCUGAUGCUUCUCACAUUCUUGGUGGUUCUAGUGAUGGAAAUGCUUACAUUUGGCAGGUAAGGAAACCUGAAGCAGGUCCCAUCGUGUUGAAAGGGCAUGAAGGAGAAGUUACUGCUGUAGAUUGGUGCUCAUCAGAGACUGGAAAGAUAGCGACUUCUGCUGAUGAUUUCAUGGUCCGCAUCUGGAACAUCCAGAAGGGUAGUUGCUCGUAUACAAGAUCUCCAUCCUGCAUUAGAAGGAGAGUAACUGCGAUCCCAAGCAUGGAGUGUAGAAGGCUGGUUAUGGAUGAACCUGCUUCGGACCCCACACAUGCCAUCAGCAGAUGCUCUCCUUCAAAAGAGACCUUGAUCGAUCAUCACUCCCCCAGUAAAAUCAAAAUGCUCGAAAUCAGUACACCUGAAUCCGCGAAGAAGAGGAUUUUUUCUGAUUCCUUUUUAAAGGGAGAGGAGAUGCAGAAGACUCCAGAGGAUGCGUUGAAGAGUCCAUCUUCUGUUCUCAACCCACCCCCGUCCUUGAAAAGAAGAACCAUCCGGGACUACUUUAUAGCAACCUCAUGAAAUAUGGGAUUUGUGGCUUUUUGGGUUCUCUCUUUUGUAUUAUAGAAAAGAUUGGAAUACGACAGUUGUGCGAAAUAUGAGGCCAUUCUCUCAUGCAGUUUGCAAUCAUUUCUACUAUGGGCAUAAUUGAAGUGUAUAGAAGGAUUUUUUUGGUUAUCGAUCUAUAUGGUUGAAGAGAAGUUAUCAAGACAGAUAAUAUAUCUUUUAGAGAGCUGAUCACGUACAGCUGAAGUAGGCUGCCUUGUCAUGCAGCGGCUUCUUUGCCACCAACAUGAUGCGUGUGUAGGAUGUCCCUACCAUGCAAAUGGUAGGCCCCACCUUGGAGAACCUGAUGGCUGUGACUGUAUCUCUAGUCAGACUGACAGCUAUCCAUUGAUUCCAACAGUGUGUCCCAUCUUAAUGAGAGGAUCUGCCUGAUUUUUGUGCCAGGUGAUGUUCAUGGAGGGGCCUACCAUUUGCAUGGUAUGGAUUUCCUAUGUUGGCGGAAAGGACUGUGGCCACUGCAUGGCAAGUUAGUGUUACUUUCUGCUUUAUGUGAUUAAUUCUCUCUUACACCAUCGGUCUUUGUAUGAGAAUAAAUUGGAUUGCUGUUGUAUGAAGAGAUUUUCACAGCACAGGAGGAACUGGUUUAUUGAAUCCCAUGAAAUUGUAGAUUGUUAGCAUUUUA
This is a messenger RNA of Magnolia sinica, 2359 nucleotides long. RefSeq lists its product as uncharacterized. The transcript has 17 exons. The record is from RefSeq and is a predicted model, not a curated record. Lineage: Eukaryota; Viridiplantae; Streptophyta; Magnoliopsida; Magnoliales; Magnoliaceae. Gene Ontology annotation, molecular function: protein-macromolecule adaptor activity; protein binding. Gene Ontology annotation, biological process: proteasome-mediated ubiquitin-dependent protein catabolic process. Gene Ontology annotation, cellular component: nucleus. Bases 127 to 1692 code for a protein of 521 amino acids.